This is a messenger RNA of Nerophis lumbriciformis (worm pipefish), 1290 nucleotides long. The record is from RefSeq and is a predicted model, not a curated record. Lineage: Eukaryota; Metazoa; Chordata; Actinopteri; Syngnathiformes; Syngnathidae.
AGCUCCGAGCUUCCCGCAGCAAACAUGUCGAGAACCGACGAAGUCCACCGAAUUACAGAAAACGUCUACAAGUCCAUCAUGGAGCAGUUCAACCCCUGCUUGAGGAACUUUGUGGCCAUGGGAAAAAGCUACGAGAAGGCGCUGACCAGUGUCACGUCCGCGGCCAAGGGCUACUUCGACGCUCUGGUGCGGCUGGGUGACGCGGCCGGCGACGGCCAAGGCGCCAAGGAGCUCGAAGAAACAGCAUGGGAGGUUCUGUUUCAGAUGGCCGAAGUGCACCGCCGCAUCCAGAUCCAGCUGGAAGAGAUGCUGAAGUCUUUCCACAACGAGCUGUUGACAGAGUUAGAGAAGAAAGUCCAAAUGGACGCACGCUACCUCAACGCGGCGCUAAGGAAGUACCAGACGGAACACAAGGGGAAAAGCCAGAGUUUGGACAAAUGCCAGAACGAACUGAAGAAACUCCGACGAAAAAGUCAAAGCAGCAAAAUGAACAACAACUUGCAGAUGAGCGGCGCCGGGCCGGAACGCGGGCAAAUUCUGGCGGGACCUCCGCAAAUGGCGGCGCUGAGAACCAGUGGCGGCCAGCAGAGGCUGAUGGCAGAAGGCGUUGCGGCGGCCACGAACGGCGCCGAUCACUACCAACAGUGGCCCGAGUUGAAAGCGGCAGCUUUGCCCCAUGGCAAGACGUCCUACUCCAACACGCUGCCCGUGCGCAAGGCGGCGCCCGCCAAGAGCAAGACAUCACUGACGGAACCUCGCACGCUCCCGCGCUCCAGCUCGGUGGCGGCGGGCCUGGAGAAGAAGGAACGCGGCACCAGGACGGCACGGGUCCAGGCGCUCUUCUCGCACGCGGCAGGCGAUAACAGCACGCUGCUCAGCUUCAACCAAGGCGACGUAGUCACGCUGCUGGUGCCUGAGGCUAGAGACGGCUGGCACUACGGCGAGAACGAGAAGACGCGCAUGCGAGGCUGGUUCCCCUUCUCGUACACGCGCAUCAUCACAGAGGACGAUGGAGACUUCGUCGGGCGAAUUCCGCUCCAUAGCCUUCAUCCCGGGAAGAGCAGCAGCACGGGAAACCUCCUGGACAGAGACUCCACCUCCGUUGUGGUGGAUUACCACGCCCACGCCAGACAGCCACGCCCCUAUGGGCUCACCAUGCCGGGGUUCUCGCAGGCAACGGCGCUGGAAGAGUACGAUCAGUCACGUUUCACCGGAAGGUUUGUGUCUCCGCUUCUUGUCAACACUUUAGCUGGGGAUGAUCAAUGUUGGGAUUUGAAACGUAGUCAAUGA